AUGCCCAAAGUCGUCUCAAGGUCCGCGAUAUCCACCAGCGCCGACGCGCAACCCACAGCGUCGUCUAUCGCCGCGCUGAGAGUAUAUUAUUGUCUAUGCGGAGAGUUCAUCCUAGUCAUAGAUAAGCACCUGGGCAACCUUCCGCGGCGUCAGACCGAUGGGGCGACCAUAGUGCGCACGCAGGAUACAGCUGAAGGGAAGGCGCGAGUUUGGAAGCUCAAUGCAGGAGCUAAACUUGGCGAACCCAUCUUCAUAGAAAGAGGUGAUAAACACGAGCGACAAUGGCGUUAUUGCUGCCCCCGUUGUUCUCUCCCUGUUUGCUACCAAUGCACACCACCCCCUGCCAAGGCGCCAUACAUCUACAUCAUCAAGGGUGCAUUGACACAAAUGCAAGGCCAAGUUCCUACAGAGGCCUUUGAAGGAGAGGAGGCGGUGACCGCAAUGUGA
Molecule: messenger RNA, 447 nt
Organism: Punctularia strigosozonata HHB-11173 SS5
Lineage: Eukaryota; Fungi; Basidiomycota; Agaricomycetes; Corticiales; Punctulariaceae
Exons: 5
Coding region: 1-447 (148 amino acids)
Source: RefSeq, a predicted model, not a curated record